UCCAAGAUCAGAAUUACUUAAUUAGGAAUACAACAGAUACCUACAGUAUUGCAUUAGAUUCAGACUCCAUGCUACUUCCUUUGAAUUUGAUCAGGUUUUUAUCUUGUUCCUCAGGCAUUGAGAAAGCCCUAUCCAGACCAGGGCCCGAUGUAGUUAUUUGUGAUGAAGGCCACCGCAUAAAGAAUUGCCACGCCAGUACCUCUCAGGCCUUAAAGAGCAUCCGUUCACGACGGCGGGUGGUGCUGACUGGAUAUCCGCUUCAGAACAACCUCACGGAGUACUGGUGCAUGGUUGACUUUGUCCGGCCUGACUUCCUAGGCACCAGGCAAGAGUUUAGCAACAUGUUCGAGCGGCCCAUCCUGAAUGGGCAAUGUAUCGACUCGACGCCACAAGAUGUUCGGUUGAUGCGUUAUCGAAGUCAUGUUUUACACAGCCUGCUGGAAGGAUUUGUUCAAAGGCGAGGCCAUGAUGUUUUAAGAGGUCAUCUUCCUGACAAAGAAGAACAUGUGUUACUAGUCCGUCUCUCCAAAAUCCAGCGAUCGCUCUACACAGAAUUUAUGGAUCGUUUUAGAGAUGCAGGGAACAGUGGGUGGCUGGGGCUCAACCCUCUGAAAGCAUUUUGUGUCUGCUGUAAGAUCUGGAACCAUCCAGAUGUUCUCUAUGACGCACUGCAGAAGGAGAACCUGGCCAAUGAUCCAGAUUUGGACCUUGAGGUAAAUGACAUGAAUGCAGGUACACCGAAUGCACGGGCUCUGCCAAUUGGAAGUAAAAGGAAAACAGAGAGCAUGGCUGCUACGUUAGACUCCACAAACAGCAAGUUUACCCAGAAUGUUGGAUUCAACCAUUUUCAGGAAAAGGCCAACCAAGUCAUCACAUAUGAUUGGGCUAAGGAUAUAUUGGCAAACUACCAACCAGGUUUGCUAGAGAAUUCUGCAAAAAUGGUGCUGUUGUUUGAACUAAUUGAAGAGAGCUUAAAACUCGGUGACAAGAUCCUGGUGUUUAGCCAGAGCCUUUCCACACUCUCUGCAAUUGAAGAAUUUCUUGGAAAGAAACAGAUGCCAGCAAAAAUUGGCUCCGAAGAGCCCCCACAACCUUGGAUCCGGAAUGUGAACUACUAUCGGCUGGAUGGAAGCACCUCAGUUUCGGAGCGAGAACGUCUGAUCAACCAGUUCAAUGAUCCGCGCAACAUCAAAGCCUGUCUUUUCCUGCUGUCAACUCGAGCUGGAUGCUUGGGAAUCAACUUGGUUGGAGCCAAUCGAGUAGUAGUAUUUGAUGCAUCUUGGAACCCAUGUCAUGAUGCUCAGGCCGUGUGUCGUGUGUACCGUUACGGUCAAAGAAAGCCUUGUUAUAUUUAUCGGCUGGUGUCUGACUACACGCUUGAGAAGAAGAUCUAUGACCGGCAGAUCUCCAAGCAGGGCAUGUCAGAUCGUGUUAUUGAUGAUCUAAACCCAAUGCUUAAUUUCACCCGGAAGGAAGUGGAAUCCCUCCUGCAUUUUGUAGAGGAAGAACCUGUUUCAGGAGAUACAAGCUUUGAGACAGAUAAAUUAUGUGAUGAAGUGAUUCACAAAGCAUGCGCCAAACAUAAAUAUCUUGUCACCAAGCCUCCUUUUCAGCAUGAGUCCCUGCUAACGGAUCGCAAAGAGUACAAGCUGACCAAGGCGGAAAAGAAGGCUGCGAAGAAGAGUUAUGAGGAUGAGAAACGAGCAUCAGUCCCAUAUACCAGACCAUCCUACGCCCAAUAUUACCCAACCAGUGACCAGAGCCUUACCAAUAUCCCCAUCUUUAGCCAGCGGCAUUGGAGAGGCGCAAUCAAGGGAUUAGACGAGAAGCCUGUGGCUAGUGUUCGGCCAGUACAGUCAACACCGAUUCCCAUGAUGCCAAGGCAGGUUCCAAGUGGAAUGGGAAUUCCUAGUACAGGAUUUGGUCCUGUAUUUUCCGUUGGGCACCUCCAACGAGCUGGUGUUGUGGUGCAGAAAAUUGUCACUACCACAGAUAUCAUUAUUCCUGGAACAAAUACAUCAACUGAUGUCCAAGCAAGAAUUAAUGCUGGUGAAAGCAUCCAUGUAAUCAGGGGAACCAAAGGGAUGUACAUCCGCACAUGUGAUGGAAGGAUAUUUGCCGUCCGCAUGGGCAAUAAACCUAAAGUGGCCGAGGGAAAUUAUGCAGUGGCAUCAGGCUCGCAGGGAGCAGCCCUCAAUGUAGCAGCCAUCAAAGGUCACAGCUCCAGCUCACCGGAUCAGUCACAGAAGGGCUUGUCUCCAGAUGAAAUAGCACGGCCUCUUUCCCCGGACAGCCCGGAGAUAAUAAGUGAGCUCCAGCGCUACGCCGAGGCGGCUGCAGCCAGAGAGUCUGGAGACCGGCCUGGUAUCGUCACCAACACGCAGGGGGAUCAUGGCAAGCUGAGGCAGGCCCAGCCAUCGGACCAGCUCAUGGGGGUCAGCAGCCCAGCAUCGGCCUGCACGGCCUCCUUGAACCUGCCCUCGGCGAGCAUCUAUGCUGACUGGACCUCCAGUGCAUUUGGGAUGAACGGCAGGGGCGGCAAGCGGAAGUCUUCCUCGCCUUCGUUGGAGGAUCACGCCCGGAAGCAAAGACACUCGAUGCCGAUGCAGAGUUAUUCGCUCCCCGCCGGCUUUAACCUGUCAUCUAUCGGCCUCAGCCCCGAGAUUCCCGGGUUGGCCGCUAAUUGUCCGACUCUCUUGAACCCCUUGUACGGCACAGGGAGCCCCUACUACACCCUGCCCAGUUUGCUGGGGGACACGCGGCUGAUGUACCCCAUGACUACUGACCCGCGUCUUGCUGCUAGCUCGGCUGGCCGUGCCGUCCCUACCUCAGCGACCGGAGCUUCGGUGCCCUUCAUGCUCAACCCCACCUCGGCAGUGUCCACGGGCCUGCUUCCCGGCCUGCCUCACCACUUUGCCCACUCUCCGCUCAGUGAGCCUCGCAUGUUCGCUCCAUAUCCAGUGCCCCUACUCACCAACAGUCUGCCGGCCAACGCGGACCAACCCAGCAGAGUCUUUGUGCCAUCAUCGUCGUCAUCCUCGUCUUCCGGAUACUCUGCUCAGGAGCUCCUUGGCACCACAGUUCCCCAGUUGGACUUGCCUCUGGGGUUGGAUGCCACUGGCAACUCGGAUGACGAUGUCAUCGAGGUCACAAGCAGUAACUUGGGCUGACCAACCCACAAGGGACAAGGCUGUUAUCCAAAUCUUUUUAAAUGAUUAAAUAAAGAAACGUGUCACUUUCCCAAAUUUUAUGGCCGACCACCAUUGUAAAUGUUGCCUUUUUUAAAGUUUUUUUUAAAUUAUUGGCCAAGUUUUUUAAAAUAAAACUUUCAGCUGAAUUUUUUUUUUAGUUUUCUUGCCUGGAAGAUGCUUUUGCCUACAAUUGAGAAUUUAACAGAAAUCUGGUUUCAACAGAGAGGUGCAGUUGUUUCUGUUUGAGUGGUGGGCACAUUUGUUUAAAGAGCAAUAUGACAAUAACUUGUUUAAAGGGGGAGUGUAUCUUAAAAAGGGACUUUUACAUCUAUAUGUCUGAAUGUGUCAUGUAAAUUUGAUGCUAACACAUUUGUAGAUACGUUUGUGUUUCAGGAAAAGCUUUGAUAACAGCUUGUGAGCAGAACAAACAGUGCUUGAUAUUUUCAAUGAGCAGGUAACAGGAGGGAGCAUUGCAUCAGUAUUAAGUUGGAAUGAUACUGCAGAAUUGAAAGAUUUAUUUUGCUCAGGUCAUGAUACAGAGCAGAGUUCCAUGGAUGAAAAGCUUGGGGAGAUGGUGAGCUAGCAAGCUCUGACUGGAUAGAAUUUGUUUGAAAAACUGACCAGAUACCAGCCCUCGGUGGGCUUAACAGAGGAAUGCAUCAGGCAGUGCAGUCCUGAGCCACACACUAGAAGCCAGCAGGCUUUGUGCCCAAUCUGCAGGGCAAAAUGAUAUCCAACAGUUGUUUUGACUCCUUGGAUUUGAAAGAAGAACAAAAAAAUGGCUUCUUGUCUCAUAUUCCCACCUCUGAGCCACUCAAGAAUUGAAUUUGUGUGAAACAGGACAGGGAGAAAACUUGAAGGGUGGGAAAUUAAGCUGAGAGAGGACCAUCUCACUGAAUGUUCGCUUCCGCCAUUAACUUGAGUGCCUGUGGAGGAAUCUUUUACUGUUCCAUAAAUAUGGCAGGUGACCCUAAGUUUGAUUACAGAUUCUCAUUUAAGUUCUAAGAGUUACCAUGAAACACAAUUCUUGUCCCCACAUGAACUGUUAAAUUUGGAAUUCAUAAAAUGUUCUUUUCUCGGAUUGGGUUUGUGUGAUGCUGUUAAGUGUUUGGCAAAGUUCUUCCAUGGAUGCAAAGUGGGAAGUACCUUGUGUUAAAGUGACGUUUUAUGCAGAAUAUUUUGUUUAUUAGCCUGGGCACAUUACAGUGGUCGAAUCAUCCAGCUGGAAGAACACACAAACUGUGCCAGCUGGAAGUCUGCAGUGAAUUACUUCAUUCAGGUCAAGUUCAGACUUUCUGAGAUAUAAAAAUAUUAAACCAGACAACUUUUAGAAGAAUUUCCAGGUUAAGGUUUGGUUUAAAAUUUAACGGCAGCAUUAUUAUUGCUUUUUUUCCUUGAAAGUAAAUUACACCUUUAACUUAUUUAUGGACUUGGGUAUUUAUUAUCACAAGUGUAACUAAAUUCAUAUGUCUUGGAGGGAAAAGAAAACGGGGAUGAUAAUUCUGACCAAAGUUCAGCUGACAUUUGGACCAAUGUAGUCAGACCAAAAAUAUUCUGGCUCCAAGGGUUAAACAAGGCACAACAGAUGAGUGUUAGAACCAUCUGUCAUCAGUCUUGACCCAUUUCAAGACAUGGAGGAGGUGAUUUUCCAACAAUUUAUCUCAAAUGUUUUGUACAUUUUUAGUUAAGUGUGGUGAAGCAUCUUUCCGUCCUUAGAUUAAUGACUCUGCAUUGCAUUAAUGCAAUUGAUUGUGGGUCACUGAUCUGAUAUAUGCUGUUGCAUUUUUACCUGAAGUCACCUUGCCAGUCAGCUGUAAGUCAGAGCUUGUUCUCCUUAUGAUGCAGGUGGCACCUUUGACCAGUUCUCAGAAAAGUUCAUAAGGAUGCCACAGGAGUAUUGCACAGCUGUAGUUGGCAUUGUGUAGUCACCGGAGGGGACAAAUAGCUGCAAGCAGUGUCCCCUUUUUAGCCCAGUUUAGCCUUGUUUUAGCCCAGCUUCAAACUGCGUCUCACUUCAAUGGACACCCUAUUUUAACACUAAAAAAAAUAAUUAAGUAUCCUAUCCAUUACAAAUCCUUCAUUGAAAUAAUUCUCCCUCCUACCUCCCCAUUCCUGUUUUCCAAAGACACUAAUUCGCACUCUGAAGUAUAGACCAUACGGACAAACAACACCCAAUUAUUUAACCAGUUGGCAGUCAUUGAUGAACAUUGGAAAAAUAUUUGACCAUGAAAUGUAGCACUAAACUUUGUGUUAAUCAAUUGAAAGGCACCCAGAAUCUCUGAGAAAUAUAACUUGAACUAACUUAAAAAAACAUUAAUCUAAAUAGGUUGGUCUGAGGCAAUGAGCUAAAUCCUUACACUGACUGAGAUGCAGGUUUCCUCUGAGUGUGCAGUAUUGUGAAGCCUGAGACAAGUGGCCUUGAUGUGAACCAGCACUAUUCAAUCCCCUGUUAAGCAGCCAGGAAGUUUGCUUUCAGUUUAACACGAAGUGUUCCUGCUGCCAUGAUGCUAACCUUGACCGUCUGCUUCUGGAAGUCAGUUUUCACACUGUCAUUAAAACCAAAAUGAAUUGCAUCAUUUUGGAAAUACCAGCCGUGCACCAAUUCUGCCCCAGGUAUUUUAGUUUCUGCAAUAAUCUUCCUCCUCCCUCUAAUUUCCCCAUCACAGUCCCCUCCUCUUUCCUCUCGGAACCACAGUCUUUAAUGGGAUUGGUGACAUCUAUGAAAACCCUUGGUUCACUUUCUGAUUGUGAGCAGGCGAGAACACUCAGGCUGACUUCAGCAUACGUCUGUUUCAUUUCUUAAACAUAAAUCAAAAUAGUUUAGCUGGAAAUUGCUAGAAUGUGGUUUGAUUAAUUGGUAUGUCAUUCUGACCUGCACUGAAUCUAACUUCAAAUAAGUAUUUAUUUUUGUCUUUAUUGAUUUCCUUUCAAUCCCCAGACACCUAUCUAGCAUGUAUUGCCAUAUGAAAUAAACAAGAUUAAUUGAUAGAAGCCUUAGAAACAUUAGCUAUGCAAGUUUUGAUUUCUUACUUUUUUUUUGUUCAAGCAUAUCACAAAAAAUAUUAGUGAGCGGCCUUUAAUAAACUCCAAUCAAGGCACCACCAUCUGUCAGCCUGCGAUAGUGGUUAUCAACUUUCCAAAGACUUGAAAGACUUUAUUUUCUUUAUAACAUCCCUUUAACUAUUGUGUCCUGUGUUAAUGUAAGACGUGAAAUGGAAGUGUUGGCAAGAGAGUGGGUGAAAGUGCAUCACUGUGAUCUUGUCAUUCUCGUAACUUGGACUAUUUUGUGUUUAACCUGAUAGCUGAAUAAUUGUCUGGAUUUGCUGGUAGGCUGUAGUGACCAUGAGAACCUUGGAGAUUUGGUUCUGACUAAGCUUCCAUUGUAGCACCCAGCGCAUUGAGUAUUACUUUAAACUGGAAACUUUUGAGGAGCCAGACUAUUCAUUUGUAAAGAUUCUCAAAUCUAUUGACUGCAUUCUGUGACAGUGGGAGUAAAUUUAUGUAUGUAUGGAACAUCAAAUAAUGCUGCAUAUUAAUGAUGAGACCUUCUGUUUCUGAUCAUACACUGCCAUUAUUCAUAUUAUUUUUAUCCCUUUGUUCUAGUCAAGUCGAUCUGAUGAGUUCUAAUAACUUGCAUGGUGAAAUGGUCAGGAGGUAAAUUUGGAUGAAGUGUGGGUGGAUUGUUGUUGAAUCUAAAAGUAUGUGUGACUUCACAAGAGCCUUGUCUUUUCUGUGAAAGUGUACGUGCUUGCACAGUCCUGUGCUUUAAAAAAAAUAGCUGGCUGUCCUUAGUAAUAGCUACAUUCUACAUCUUUAACAGUUUUGAAUCCAGUUACCAGGAAGAGUGGAGGUUGGCCUUUAAUCGUACGGAUUCAUUAUAUUAUUAGACAGAUUACAUCUACAGCUCCUGGAUGCCAUCAGGUUCCCUUUCCAGACUCUAAUUCACCUCCAGGUUUUGUGUUGCAAAUUUAUUCACAGAGAUGUUUAUUGAGCUCAGUGCAAUGCAAAUCCUGCCCCAAAGUGAACAUCAGACAGAUGGCACUGUGUAAAUAUCAUGAUUUCCUUGCACUUUUAGAUGGGGCAGCAGGGAAAUGGUAACAUGCCACCAUCUUCAGUGUGUCUGUCUGUAUUCUUUCCUCCCAGUCUGUACUGUUCAGUGCUUCCAUUGCUUUCAUUGAUAAAUGGUUGAGUGUAUUGCAACUACUUGAAAAGCGGUGUGCUGUCUUCUGCCGCUGGUGUGGACAAGAUCCUGCCAGUUUCUUUCCUUCCUUUAUUAAAUGUAGAAAUGGGCUUGACUGCAUUGUAUUCAAACCCCAGAGAUUGUUACCAGUAGGAAUGAAGGGAGUCUAUGCUGCUAACCACCGUUCUGAAAACUGCUGUCUGGAUAUGUGCAACGGGUACAAAAUAGAAAAGAUCUCUUAUGCUGUGACAAGUGCAAUGGAAAUGGUACUGUUGCUGCAUCAGGCAGACCUGUAAAGGGUGCCCUUGUGAUUUUGCCCCAUACCAGGAGACAAAACUGCAAGUUUAUUCAUUCUUUACCCCAUCUCUUCUGCCAACUUCUCCCUCCCUUCCCCCAUACAGAAAAUAAAUUUGUUGUUUAUAAAAAGAAACCAUUUUUUGUAAUUCAGUGUUACCAAUCUGUAAACUGCCUAAUGGACCUCUUGUUCUGUUUUUUUUAUUUUGAAAAUGAAAUAAAGUCUAGAGCAUUUUGUGUUUUAGUAGAUAUGUCUUUUACCUAAGUGUCUGUGUGAGAAUGUUCCUGAAGUAAGUUGUGUACUUUGCUGCAUAAUUUAUGAUAAACACACCACUUAUUUUGUCAGGAAAUUUCUGCUUGUAGCCUCGACUUUAUAGUGUGCGUAUAAAAUAAACAACCAGUUUUCAAUA
This is a messenger RNA of Amblyraja radiata (thorny skate), 8075 nucleotides long. RefSeq names its product helicase ARIP4-like. The record is from RefSeq and is a predicted model, not a curated record. Gene Ontology annotation, molecular function: ATP hydrolysis activity; ATP binding. The coding region runs from base 69 to 3170 and encodes 1033 amino acids. Lineage: Eukaryota; Metazoa; Chordata; Chondrichthyes; Rajiformes; Rajidae. The transcript has 13 exons. Gene Ontology annotation, cellular component: nucleus.